Messenger RNA from Pogona vitticeps (central bearded dragon), 1448 nucleotides. RefSeq names its product coiled-coil-helix-coiled-coil-helix domain containing 5 (gene CHCHD5). Gene Ontology annotation, cellular component: mitochondrial intermembrane space. Gene Ontology annotation, biological process: cellular respiration. Lineage: Eukaryota; Metazoa; Chordata; Lepidosauria; Squamata; Agamidae. The record is from RefSeq and is a predicted model, not a curated record.
GUGCCUCUUCGGGCAUGCGCACAAGGGCCCCCGUGGUAGAGGAGGCGCAUGCGUAGUUGAGAGGAAGAAAGAGUCGAAGUUGCCCUUCAGCAGAAGCAGCAGCAUGCAAGCAGCUUUGGAAGUGACGGCGCGGUACUGCCAGAAAGAAGCAGAUGCCUACGGCCAGUGCGUGGUAGCCAAUCCUUCCUCCUGGCAACAGGACUGUCACCAGCUUAAAGUUGAAAUGGCAAAAUGCACUUCUUCCCACCCAAUUGUGCAGAAGAUUCGCCAGGAGUGCGCUGAACCCUUCACAGCAUUUGAACAGUGCCUUAAACUAAAUCAGGCCUCCGUUGCCAACUGCACUGAACAUGUCCAGAAGUUUCUGCUCUGUGCUGAUCAGGUGAAACUGGCCAUAUAAGGUCAGUGCCUCAAAAUGGAUUUGCAGUAAGCACACGUAUUUGUUUUCUGCCUCUUGUGUGUGUUUACAUAAAUUGAGGCAGCUGCGUUGAAUGUAAGACAAGGGGAGAUGCUAGCUGUUGACUCAAAACCAAAACAUUUUGUGGGAUCUUUAAGACCAGCAAGUUUUGUUUGGUUGAAAACAUUUCUUUCCAGCAGCAACAGACCUCGUGGUGGAGAUUCUCAUGCAGAAAGCAGACACUGCUGCAAACCCAGACGAUAACUCUGUCCUCUUGUCUACACUGGAAACAUGGUUAAAGGACUGAAUAAUGUCACUGGCAACAUUGGGAAUUCUUACCCAUGUUUGUCCUCCAAGGUAACGAAUGUCAUCUUUUGCCAGCAGUGACCCACAGCAGUUUACUUGGGACAAACAGGCUAAGUCUUUACACAAAAUGAUGUGUAAAAACUGACAUUAAAAAAGUAAUAUUCAGAAAUCAGUGGGAAACACUUCUGGAUUCUUUGUGUUUGACUGUAUAGUGACUGUUCUUGAACAAAAGGAUUUUGAAAGUGGAUUCCAAAGGGAAACAGGUGAAGAAGAAUAGGUCAGGAGAUUUAAAUCCAUACCUCUUGGCUUGAUCGAAAACAGAGGCUGCUUAUCACAUUAUACUUAUUGAUCAGUUCAUCUUUGCAGGUUUGUUUGUAUAGCUACUCUGUAGGUAUAACUAUUCUGUAGGGCUUCAGUGAUUUUAUUCCAACAGGGCUAUGAACAAAACAGGUCACUUUGGGCUUCAGCUGAAACAGCCAUGGUCUUGAAAGGAGAAAACAUUGGUUUAAUGUCUCAUGGGUAUCUGACAUCUAAUGGACCUCAGUGUUGGCAGGACGUUUAUGCUGAGCAACUCUCUGAAAGUUUAUAGUUAUUAAUACAUUUGUUACAUAACUUAUCCCAUUUGAUUUUGCUCUACCCUUAUAGCUAGGACCUUUAUGUGUAUAUAUCUGUGGUUUGAAUGUGGUACACCAUGCGUCUGGAGAAAUGGGCUAUGUCUACAAGUGCUAAUUAAACUUUUAAGGCUUAA